Messenger RNA from Hippocampus zosterae (dwarf seahorse), 6499 nucleotides. It is a transcript of the gene rock1, whose product is annotated as Rho-associated, coiled-coil containing protein kinase 1. The coding region runs from base 793 to 4935 and encodes 1380 amino acids. Gene Ontology annotation, molecular function: small GTPase binding; Rho-dependent protein serine/threonine kinase activity; ATP binding. The record is from RefSeq and is a predicted model, not a curated record. Gene Ontology annotation, biological process: regulation of cell junction assembly; embryonic morphogenesis; mitotic cytokinesis. Gene Ontology annotation, cellular component: cytoplasm; cytoskeleton. The transcript has 34 exons. Lineage: Eukaryota; Metazoa; Chordata; Actinopteri; Syngnathiformes; Syngnathidae.
ACUGUUUGACAUUUUGAAGGGGCUCCUCUCCGGAGUGUUUGAACAGGAAGGCGGACAUGUUGACUAGCCUGUGGGACAAAAUCGGGGCAUCGUCUGCAGCUUUCCCCACAUCGGUGACUAAAAACACAUCGGAAUUCAGCUCGUGCCCGAGCUGGAUCGGAGGGAUCACGUCGCUGGGACCAGGAUACGAUUGACAUUCGUUGACAGCGGUGGCGGAGUGUUUAUUUAGUUUCUAACCGUUAAAAGACUUCCUCGACAUUUGGAAAGAAGCAGAAGUUCCCCCCCCCCCUUUCCCCAACACUUCUUCUUUUGAGCUGUCACGUUAGUUUUUGUCGCCCUCUCUUGCGAGGACCCGGCACGGACAUGGGAACGGGCCCGGACUAACUCCGCCGAUGUUUUAAAUGCAUUUGCUGUUGUUCGGAUGCAGCGACUUUUGAAGUCCUUCUCCGCUGUUGGCAUCCUGCGGAGGCUGACUAAUCUUCGACGGUCGCGCUGCUCCUGAAAGUUGUUUGCCAGCCACAUUUGGAGGGGGACUCUACUGUACUGUAUAAAACAUGUGGCUUUUGUACAUCCAACUGAACCUCAAACGUUUUAUCUCGUGUGCAAGAUCGAGGAGAACGAUGUAUUGUCUUUAAAAGUUCCCCCAAGAACGACAAAAAACCAAACGGACAUCGGGCUAGCGAGCUAGCGAGGUAUCGCUGGCGGCUAACGCUAGCUCGCCACUCAGUUUGCCUCCCUCUUUUUUUAUUCCCUUGAAAACAACAUACGAGGGGACUUCAUUCCACGUUAAAAAUGUCUUCCGGGGAAAGUAUGGAGGCUCGGUUUGGAAAAAUCGACGCUAUGUUGAAGGACCCCAAGUCGGAGAUCAACACGGAUUGUCUCCUGGACGGCCUAGAUGCGCUGGUGUACGACCUGGACUUUCCUGCCCUGAGGAAAAACAAGAGCAUUGACAACUUCUUGAAUAGAUAUAAGGAUACCAUUAGUAAAAUCCGUGACCUACGGAUGAAAGCGGAAGACUAUGAGGUGGUCAAAGUCAUUGGGAGAGGUGCAUUCGGGGAGGUGCAGCUGGUGAGGCACAAAGCCACAUGCAAAGUGUAUGCCAUGAAGUUGCUGAGCAAGUUUGAGAUGAUCAAAAGGUCAGACUCUGCUUUCUUUUGGGAGGAGAGGGACAUCAUGGCUUUUGCCAACAGCUCCUGGGUGGUGCAGCUUUUCUUCGCGUUCCAAGAUGACCGCUACCUCUACAUGGUGAUGGAAUACAUGCCCGGUGGGGACUUGGUCAACCUGAUGAGCAAUUACGACGUCCCGGAGAAGUGGGCUCGCUUUUAUACAGCUGAGGUGGUGCUGGCGCUGGAUGGUAUCCAUGCCAUGGGCUUCAUUCAUAGGGAUGUGAAGCCUGACAAUAUGUUGUUGGAUAAAGCCGGCCACUUGAAACUGGCAGAUUUUGGCACCUGCAUGAAAAUGAACAAGGAUGGUAUGGUACGAUGCGACACGGCGGUAGGAACACCAGACUACAUUUCGCCUGAGGUACUGAAAUCCCAAGGAGGAGAUGGCUACUAUGGCAGGGAGUGCGACUGGUGGUCGGUGGGAGUGUUCCUGUAUGAAAUGCUAGUUGGCGACACGCCGUUUUACGCAGACUCUCUGGUCGGCACCUACAGCAAAAUAAUGAACCACAAAAAUGCACUGACCUUCCCCGAUGACAGCGACAUCUCCAAUGAUGCCAAGAACCUUAUUUGUGCCUUCCUGACGGACAGGGAGGUCCGCCUAGGCCGGAACGGUGUGGAUGAGAUCAAGAGGCACCCUUUCUUCAAGAAUGAUCAGUGGACGUGGGAGAACAUCAGAGACACGGCUGCCCCAGUGGUGCCCGAGCUGAGCAGUGAUGUUGACACCAGUAACUUUGAUGACAUAGAAGAGGACCGUGGCGAAGAAGAGACUUUUCCAAUACCAAAGGCCUUUGUGGGCAACCAGCUGCCCUUUGUGGGCUUCACUUACUACAGCAAUCAGCAUCCUCUGCGCAGCUCCACUUCUGCCUCAAAGGCAAGUGACAAACGUAGCAGCUCCACAAAGGAGGACAAAAGUCAUUUGGAGAACCUGCAGAAAAGAGUCUACCAGCUGGAAGAGCAGCUCCACAGUGAGAUGCAGCUGAAGGAUGAGUUGGAGCAAAAAUGCAGGACCACAAACACCAAGAUUGAAAAGAUCAUGAAAGAACUGGAUGAGGAGGCCAACUUGAGGAAGAGUGUGGAGACGAGUAUGUCCCUGCUUGAGAAGGAUAAGAUUAUGCUGCAGCAUCGAUUUACAGAGUCCCAAAGGAAAGCCGACCAGGAGGCAGAGAAGAGACGCAAUCUGGAGAACGAGGUGUCGACUCUGAAGGAGCAACUUGAAGACAUGAGGAAGAUUAGCCAGAACUCGCAGGCCUCAAACGACAAGAUUGCCCAGCUUCAGAGUCAGCUGGAGGAGGCUAAUGACCUCCUGCGUGCCGAGUCAGACACGGCGGCGAGGCUGCGGAAGAAUCACACAGAGGUGGCCAAGUCCAUGAGCCAGCUGGAAAGCUUGAACCGCGAGCUGCAGGAGAGGAGCCGCGCCGCAGACGGCGAGAAGGCCCAGUUGGAGAAGGAACUCCUGCUACUCCAGAGCACCUUGGACUCGGAGAGGAGGAACUACAGCCAAGACUCGGAGGAGAUCCGUGAGCUGCAGGCGAGGAUGCUGGGGUUGCAGGAGGACAACAAAAACUUGAAACUCACUGUCUCCAAAGUUGAGACGGAGCGCAAACAGGCCCAGGAGAGAAGCAAUAACUUGGAGAAGGAUAAGAACAACCUAGAGAUAGACCUGAACUACAAACUGAAGACCCUGCAACAGCGACUGGAGCAGGAGCAGACUGAACACCGGGUGACACGUGCACAACUGACUGACAAAUAUGAGUCCAUCGAGGAGGCCAAAUCGGCCGCUAUGAACGCUGUUCAGGUGAAGAUGUCGGAGGAGAACGGGGCGAGGAUGCGAGCGGAAAGCCGGGUGGUGGAGGUGGAGAAGCAGUGCUCCAUGCUGGAGUUUGACCUCAAGCAGUCGGUGCAGAAAAUGGAGCAGCUGAUGAAGCAGAAGGAAAGGCUAGAGGAUGAUGUAAAGAAUCUACGGAUACAGGCGGAACAGGAGUCGAGCAAGCGCGUGCUGGCUCAGAAUGAGCUGAAGAGCCGGCUACAGGAGGUAGAUCGGCUGCGCUGUUCUGAGAAGCAGCUCAAGCAGGAGAUCAACACGGCGCUGGAGAGCAAACGCUCUUUGGAGUUUCAACUUGCGCAGCUGACAAAGCAAUACAGAGGCAAUGAAGGACAGAUGAGGGAACUUCAGGACCAGCUCGAGGCCGAACAGUAUUUUUCUACGCUUUACAAAACUCAGGUCAAAGAGCUCAAGGAGGAAAUAGAAGAAAGGAACCGGCAGGUCCAAGAAGCUCAUAAAAAGGUGCAGGAGCUGAUAAGUGAAAGGGAGUCCCUGUCUGCCCAGUUGGAUCUGACAGAGACAAAGGCGGAGUCGGAGCAGCUGGCGCGAGCGCUGCAGGAAGAGCAGUACUUUGAGCUCAGCCAAGAAAGCAAAAAGACCGUCACGAGACACAAGCAGGAACUCAUCGAUAAGGAUGCCACGAUCGCACGACUUGAGGAGUCCUGUAAAACUCUGACCAAAGAUGUGGAGGGUCUCGCCAAAGACAAGGCAGAGUUGAGCGAGAAGCUCAGCACUCAGGAGGAAGAGUAUGCCGCUCAGAAGGAGGAGAUUACAAAUGCAAUCAAGGCCAACUAUGAGAAGGUCCUCCACACAGAGCGUACGCUGAAGACGCAGGCGGUGAACAAGCUGGCAGAGAUCAUGAACCGCAAGGACAUGAAGCUAGACCAGAAAAAGAAGGGCAGCACGGCCGACCUGCGUAAGAAGGAGAAGGAGAACCGCAAGCUGCAGCUGGAACUCAACCAGGAGAAGGAGAAGUUCAACCACAUGGCCAUCAAGUAUCAGAAGGAGCUGAGUGAGAUGCAGGCACAACUGGCCGAGGAGUGCACGUACCGCAACGAGCUACAGAUGCAGCUAGAUAGCAAGGAGAGCGACAUCGAGCAGCUGCGCGAGAAGCUGAACGACCUGCAGCAGCGCAUGGACAACUCCAGCAUCACAAGCUUGCUGACGGACGAAACGGACAGCAACAUUGUGGAAUCCAGACUGGAGGGCUGGUUGUCUAUUCCUAACCGCACAAAUAUCAAGCGAUACGGAUGGAAGAAGCAGUAUGUUGUGGUGAGCAGCAAGAAGAUUUUGUUUUACAAUGAUGAGCAAGAUAAGGAGCAGUCCAACCCUUCCAUGGUACUAGAUAUCGACAAACUUUUUCACGUGAGACCAGUGACACAAGGAGACGUGUACCGGGCCGAGACUGAAGAGAUUCCAAGAAUAUUCCAAAUUCUGUACGCCAACGAGGGCGAGUGCCGGAAAGAGGCCGACAUGGAGACGGUCCCUCAGGGUGACAGGAACUGCCUGCCACACAAGGGCCAUGAGUUCAUCCCCACCUUGUACCACUUCCCCUCCAACUGUGAGGCGUGUUCCAAGCCGCUGUGGCACGUCUUCAAGCCGCCGCCGGCGCUCGAGUGCCGUCGAUGCCACGUCAAGUGCCACAAGGACCACCUGGACAAGAAGGAGGAUGUCAUCGCCCCUUGCAAAGUAAACUACGACGUGACCUCAGCCCGGGACAUGCUCUUGUUGGCGCUGACCCAAGAUGAGCAGAAGAAGUGGAUCGGCCAUCUUGUGAAGAAAAUACCUAAAACCCCACCGACCACGUUUUCCAGAGCUUCACCUCGCUCCAUGUCCACUCGUCCUGGACCCAACCAGUCCUUCCGCAAAAACCCUAAAAGCAGUUCGACAAAACUGAGCCGAGCGCAGUCCAACCUCCAUGCGGCAGACGCAACAUCCAGCACUUGUUGACAGGAGAUGCUUCGCGAAACUAACCGUCUCAACCGUCGGACUUGUUUUUCCCUGGACUAUUCUGUACUUUCCCCUCCUUGUUCAUCUUCAAACAUGGACAAAAUGUUGAUGGUGAUAUUAUUAAACAAGACGUUAUGGACCCGCCGCCCUAUCUACUCUGCAGCUCGUCAUCACCACGUUGCUAAAAGACAAAGGCGUCCUCGGCCCAAAAGCGGGAGGUGACACAUGGAGAUUUCUUUUUAGGGGCUUUUGCCGGGGCAGUGUUGAGUUUUCAGGUACUGUCAUCCAGGUGUUUCAGAUGUGCCAUGAGGGCUUUUAUCUUCAGGGCUGGAAAAAUAGAAGGAAAACAAUUGCCUGACAAGAUCCUUAAAUGCAAGCAGACUUCUGUUUCCGUUGGAUAAAUACGACUGAUGCCUUCAUCUAAUCCUAUCUGGCCUUUUUUCCCCCUUUUUUGAAUUCUUAUUACUCUCCAAGUCAGUUUAUCAGGUUUGGAAAUGAGUAUUGGGACACGAGUAUUAGAUGUAUUGAGUAAGAUCAUUUUAAAUCUAUGCAUUAUUUUAUUAUUAUUCUAAUUAUUUUUAUUGCUCCAAGCCAUGAGGAAACUUCCAUUGUAAUGGCGUAUAGGAGUCUCUCAAACUUCCAUCAUUUUUUUUCUGUUUAUUUGGUACAAUGUCUUUUGUGAUAUAUAUAUUUUUCUGGCUUGUAUUUUUUUUUAUAAUGUAUUGCCUUACAUUGAUUGAUUCCUAGAUAAAUGGUUCAAAAAGGAAAAACAUUAAGUUAACAAAUGUAAAACUGCACUGUUUGAAUUGUACAUUAUUUAAAGAAGACUAAACAGGUGUAGCAUUUGGCCCACCUAGUGCCUUAAUAACCGUUGAAUAUUGAUUUUACUGCCAUAUCUUUUUUUUUCUUCCUCCUCCUUCCAAAACCAGACAAAUGCUUCCAUCUUUCAAUUUUUUUUAUUUUUAAUUUUUUUUUUACUAAAUUAAAUUGCCAUAUGUGGUUUUAUUGCAACUUUUUUUUGUUUGAGUAUGUAGAGGGAUGGGGAAAUUAUUUGAUCCGGCCACAAAACAUUUUAACAAACAAAUGCUUGUAAUAUAUAAUAUUAAUAAACAUUUGUUUAAAUGUCAUAAAUUUAUUGAAAGGGUUCCCCACCGCUGAUAUAAAGUGUAUAUAUUACAUCACCUGUUUUUGAAUGUGUUGCAAUGAAGUUGGCAUGUUAAAAAAAAAAAAAAAGAAUUACAAAAAAUGCGCCCCAUAAUCAACUAAUUUGACAAAUUUUGGGAUCAUGUAGUUAAACUAACACAAAGUGGUCCAGAUCCUGUUAAUCCACCACCAUCUGCAAUGUAAAUAAUGAGAGACAUAUGCAUUAUGGAAUUACCUCUGCAAUCUUUUUUUCUAUAUUUUUAAAUUCCCCCCCCCCCCCCCCCCCCCCCCCCAUUCAGUUGAAAGAAGAAAAAAGCACUGGAACUCUGAUAUACUCUGGUCUUGGAUAAUAGGUUGCAUGGUUUAUUUGCAUUGGAGUCCGCACUGAUGGAUAUGUCAAUAAACAUAUCUUUAUCAUUCA